Molecule: messenger RNA, 1715 nt
Organism: Suricata suricatta (meerkat)
Lineage: Eukaryota; Metazoa; Chordata; Mammalia; Carnivora; Herpestidae
Gene: ATP6V1B2
Product: ATPase H+ transporting V1 subunit B2
Exons: 14
Coding region: 37-1572 (511 amino acids)
Biological process (GO): proton transmembrane transport; ATP metabolic process
Cellular component (GO): proton-transporting V-type ATPase, V1 domain
Molecular function (GO): ATP binding; proton-transporting ATPase activity, rotational mechanism
Source: RefSeq, a predicted model, not a curated record
GGCGGCUGCUGCGCUAGUCGGGACGGAGGAGACAAGAUGGCGCUGCGGGCGAUGCGGGGAAUCGUGAACGGGGCCGCACCCGAACUACCCAUGCCCACCAGUGGGCCGGUGGUGGGAUCUCGGGAACAAGCGCUGGCAGUUAGUCGGAACUACCUUUCCCAGCCUCGCCUCACGUACAAGACAGUAUCAGGAGUCAAUGGUCCACUAGUGAUCUUAGAUCAUGUUAAGUUUCCCAGAUAUGCUGAGAUUGUCCACUUGACAUUACCAGAUGGCACGAGGAGAAGUGGGCAAGUUCUAGAAGUUAGUGGUUCCAAAGCAGUGGUUCAGGUAUUUGAAGGGACUUCAGGUAUAGAUGCCAAAAAAACGUCCUGUGAGUUUACUGGGGAUAUUCUCCGAACACCAGUGUCCGAGGAUAUGCUUGGCAGGGUAUUCAAUGGAUCAGGAAAACCUAUUGAUAGAGGUCCUGUUGUACUGGCUGAAGACUUCCUUGACAUCAUGGGCCAGCCUAUCAAUCCUCAGUGUCGAAUCUAUCCAGAGGAGAUGAUUCAGACUGGCAUUUCAGCCAUAGAUGGCAUGAACAGUAUUGCUAGGGGGCAGAAAAUUCCAAUCUUCUCUGCUGCUGGCUUACCACACAAUGAGAUUGCAGCUCAAAUCUGUCGCCAGGCUGGUUUGGUAAAGAAAUCCAAAGAUGUAGUGGACUACAGUGAGGAAAAUUUUGCAAUUGUAUUUGCUGCUAUGGGUGUAAACAUGGAAACUGCCCGGUUCUUCAAAUCUGACUUUGAAGAAAAUGGCUCAAUGGACAAUGUCUGCCUCUUUUUGAACUUGGCUAAUGACCCUACUAUUGAGCGAAUUAUCACUCCUCGCUUGGCUCUAACCACAGCCGAAUUUCUGGCCUAUCAGUGUGAAAAACAUGUGUUGGUUAUCCUAACAGAUAUGAGUUCUUAUGCUGAAGCACUUCGAGAGGUUUCAGCAGCCAGGGAAGAGGUUCCUGGUCGAAGAGGUUUCCCAGGUUACAUGUACACAGAUUUAGCCACAAUAUAUGAACGUGCUGGUCGAGUGGAAGGUAGAAAUGGCUCCAUUACUCAAAUCCCUAUUCUCACCAUGCCUAAUGAUGAUAUCACUCACCCCAUCCCUGAUUUGACUGGAUAUAUUACCGAGGGGCAGAUCUAUGUGGACAGACAGCUGCAUAAUAGACAGAUUUACCCACCUAUUAAUGUGCUGCCCUCUUUAUCACGGUUAAUGAAGUCUGCUAUUGGAGAAGGUAUGACCAGAAAGGAUCAUGCUGAUGUAUCUAACCAGCUGUAUGCAUGUUAUGCUAUUGGUAAGGAUGUACAAGCCAUGAAAGCUGUAGUUGGAGAAGAAGCCCUUACCUCAGAUGAUCUUCUUUACUUGGAAUUCCUGCAGAAGUUUGAGAGGAACUUUAUUGCUCAGGGUCCUUAUGAAAACCGCACUGUCUAUGAGACUUUGGACAUUGGCUGGCAACUGCUCCGAAUCUUCCCCAAAGAAAUGCUGAAGAGAAUCCCUCAGAGCACCCUGAGUGAAUUUUAUCCUCGAGACUCUGCAAAGCAUUAGUUGCUACUUCAUCGCUGGCUCGAUACACUUGUGAAAUACUGGUUCUGUUUUCUUUAUUCCUUUUGUACUCCCCCAAACUCCAGUCUCUGUGUUGGAGUUUACCUUGUUGCCCUGUAAUUAAAAACAAAGAAUAGGUAACCUAC